AAGGGAGGGCGCCGCGGCGGUAGAGGCGUGGGCUCCAUCCAGGUGAGGCUGCCCGGGGCAGCAGGGGCCAGAUGUGGAUAACCCGCGGGCACCGGAACUGGACUCAGCUCCCUCGUCACACCGUCUCGCCCUCAACACUCCCCAGCCAGGGGCAUGGCAGCACCGUCCUUAACGUGCCAAGCUAGGAACCUAGGAGUCAUUCCCCCAAAUGGUGCCUAGCCCUGUAUAUACACCCCUGUUGAUUUUAUGUGUUGUACCCAUGUCUCGAGUCAGCACCAUGGUCCAGUCUCCACGCAGCAGGGAGUAAGCAGUCUGCUCAAAACGGAUCUGAUCGCGGCCUUCCUGGUAUGAGACUGUGCAGUGAUUUCCGUUACCCUCAGGAUAGAGCCAAAUUCCUGAGCGUGUCCCGCCCGGCCGUCAGUGGCCUGCAUCCCCAGUGUUAUCUUAUACCACCCUUGGCCUUGCGCUUCAGUUCCUCUCACAUCCUGCUUCCUCAAGCCCAACCCGUGGCAGGUACCAUCCCCUGCUUAUAAAGCUGUCUGCCUCUCCAUGCAGUCAACUCCUCACCCAGAUCUCUGCUCGGUAUUAUAUCUGAAGUCAAGCAGAGGAUGAUUCUUCUUGGAGAACAUGGAGAAUAGCAAGAAAAAGGACCAUACUCAGAAACCCAGGAAGAGGAAAAGGAGCCAGAGAAAGAAAGGAUUUCAUAGGAGCAGGGGGCAUGGGUAUCAACAAAAUCCGAGGAAAUUUCAUGAUGGAAGACAUUGAUGUCAUGCUGGAGAGGUUAAGCAGAAGGUAGUCUUUUCACCAGAGAAAAGCAUUUUCAGUAGAAGGUUGAAAGUUGAAACUUGAAAGUUAGAUUUCAGUGGAGUAGGAAGUGAAAGGUUUCCUAUGAAGAGGAGAGAUGAUCUGUCACAAGUGAAGACAAGAUGGACAUUGUUUUUUAAUUGUAUUUUUGCUUGGACAUUAAGAUGGGAAAACAUUUUAGGUUAAGAGUUUAAAACCCACUGGGUGCAAGUGGCAGAAAACCCAACUCACGAUGGCCUAUAACUGGAAAGUCCAGAGAAGCACUGUACUACACAGACGACACAGCCAUGGCCAGGGCCCUGGUGCAGUCCCUGCUGGCCAAGGAAGCCUUCGACGAGGUGGACAUGGCUCACAGAUUUGCUCAGGAGUACAAGAAAGACCCUGACCGGGGUUACGGUGCAGGAGUCAUCACCGUCUUCCGGAAGCUCCUCAGCCCCAAGUGCCGUGAUGUCUAUGAGCCUGCCCAGGCCCAGUUUAACGGGAAGGGCUCCUACGGCAAUGGCGGUGCCAUGCGGGUGGCUGGCAUCUCCCUGGCCUACAGCAGCGUCCAGGACGUGCAGAAGUUCGCCCGGCUCUCGGCCCAGCUGACUCACGCCUCCUCCCUGGGCUACAACGGUGCCAUCCUGCAGGCCCUGGCUGUGCACCUGGCUUUGCAGGGUGAGUCAUCUAGUGAGCAUUUCCUCGAGCAACUUCUGGGCCACAUGGAAGAGCUGGAGAGUGAUGCCCAGUCCAUCUCGGAUGCCAGGGAGCUGGGCAUGGAGGAGCGUCCGUACUCCAGCCGGCUAAAGAAGAUUGGAGCGCUUCUGGGGCAGAACUCAGUGACCAGAGAGGAGGUGGUAUGUGAGCUCGGGAGAAGCAUGCCCAGCUGUGCAGCCAGCCUGAGGUUUCGGGACUGUCGGGAUUCUACCAGGCUGCAUUGGUCCAGGUCUGCUGUCCCCGUCCCCAGAGCCAGGGACAGAUCCCUAGCUGCUGAGCAUGGCAGGCUCUGGGGCACGUGUUUUUUGCCCAGGACAGCUCCCUCCCUUCCUUCAGCGUUGGGCCUGGCACUAGCCCUGCCCUCAGGAACAAAAGGCCUGGCACUAGCCCUGCCCUCAGGAACAAAGAUUCAUGAUUUCAUUCAUAAUUUGUAUCAGAUGUUGAAACUUGGCCCUUGGGAUCCUGAGCCAGCUGUCAUGCUCCACUACCCCUGAGAGCUUGCAGGAAUGUUUCAGGGAAGCUUAAUUGUCUCCCCCAGCUCCAGCCACUGCCUCACUUUGGUUUCUUAAAAUGCUUCUUGGCAUUUACUUGGUGCAAAGCCUCAGCAUCUUUGGUGCAUCAGGCUUUUCUGAUGUAGUGGUGACAGAACCUGUGGCUGGGGAACUGGAGAGGAAUGUAUACUCCCAAAGAGAGAGCUCCCAG
Manis javanica (Malayan pangolin) is the source of this 2202-nucleotide messenger RNA. RefSeq names its product ADP-ribosylserine hydrolase (gene ADPRS). The record is from RefSeq and is a predicted model, not a curated record. Gene Ontology annotation, cellular component: mitochondrion; nucleus. Lineage: Eukaryota; Metazoa; Chordata; Mammalia; Pholidota; Manidae.